Messenger RNA from Anolis sagrei ordinatus, 1274 nucleotides. RefSeq names its product sperm microtubule inner protein 1 (gene SPMIP1). The record is from RefSeq and is a predicted model, not a curated record. NCBI's taxonomy places the organism in Eukaryota, Metazoa, Chordata, Lepidosauria, Squamata, Anolidae.
CUGGAGCUUCUGAGCAGUCUUCAAAGGCAACCCCAAGGAGAGUGUGUGGUAGUAAUCGGGAAGUAACAAGAGUGUGGACCACCAUCUCUGCAUUUCCUCUUCUCAUGGGUCAUUAUGCGUUGUCUUCACCAUUUAUUGCUGGAAGGAGAGGACAAGUGACUGGCCUGUGACCUCAUAAGAGACUCCUGAAGUUACUGUGAUGUAAUGGCUACUCAAAUCUUGGUGGUCACCAGAAAUCUUCAGAGUUUUGCUCUCCUUGCUGGCUUUGUCCCUUGGAGGAGAAGGUGCUUCUUGAAUUGGUUGAACCGGAUCCAGUCCAUCGUCCCAUCCAACCAUGGCGCGCGCAUUGAACAUGGACUCGCUCCAGCAGAACUUCUGGAAGGAGGAGUAUCAGAAGGAGAUGAUGGUGCGGUACAAGUGGCACCAGAAGUACGGGGCCAUUGUCAAGGCCAAGCAGGCCAGCCAGCGGGAGCGGCACCAGCGAGCGGUGGACAACACCCUCCGGCUGCCGUCGGUCAAGGCUCCUACGCCCAUCAAGCCCAAGUCUCCCCCUCCGCCGCCUUCGUCCCCCGCAGAGCCGGCCAGGGAGCGCGACUUGACCGGCCUGGACACCCUGAUCCUGGAGGCCGAGAUGAAGCCGGUGCCUCGGGAAGUGCGGGCCCUCAUCUACCAGGGCAUCUCCCACGAGGACGAGGGGCGCCACCGCUACCUGAAGACACGACUCCUUCUCAACCCUGAAGACAAGUACACCUUCCCGGUCACCACCAAUUUCAACUACGGCUGGCAGAUGGGAAAGAUGGCCACUCUCCACGUGACGCCCAUGCCGAAGUGCCGCAUCGACAGCUUCUACCGCAAGAACGGGGCCUUCUCUUUGCUGCAUCCACGGGACGUGGCUCUCUGAGCCACAUUGCUCCUAUGUUUCCUCUGUCCGCAAACAAGAAACCACAAUCUGUGCUAUGUCUUCACUGUUUUAUUUGCAGAUGCUUUGUUGGUGAAAAAGUUUUGUCAUUAUUUUUGAAUUUAACUUGUGCCAAACCUUGUCAUUUUGACUUAUAGUUUUCCAAUCACGACCUCCCUGCAACCGCCGCACCCCUGGACAAACAAGUGCCACAGAGGCAAGCAAAACAUAAUGUUAGAGACCCUAAAUUGGGUCUUCUUAGGUCCACAUCACGGGAACACAUAAGGAAGGAGACAGUCCCAAAAAAAGAUUCAAAAACAAGGUUUAUUUUAGUUUUUUCAUGAAGAAGACGGACAGCCUGGCAGCAUACCCUUCA